This is a messenger RNA of Manis pentadactyla (Chinese pangolin), 3190 nucleotides long. It is a transcript of the gene NOVA2, whose product is annotated as NOVA alternative splicing regulator 2. The record is from RefSeq and is a predicted model, not a curated record. Gene Ontology annotation, biological process: mRNA splicing, via spliceosome; regulation of alternative mRNA splicing, via spliceosome. Gene Ontology annotation, cellular component: cytoplasm; nucleus. Gene Ontology annotation, molecular function: mRNA binding. The transcript is spliced from 4 exons. Lineage: Eukaryota; Metazoa; Chordata; Mammalia; Pholidota; Manidae. Bases 471 to 2144 code for a protein of 557 amino acids.
GGGAAGAAGAUGCUCGGGCCAACAGCCUCCGCCAGCCCCGCCGCCGCUGCCGCCCGUGCCCGCCGCCCCCCGGGUCCCCACUAGCGGCCGCCUCCGCCUCCCACCUCCGGCCGCGCUCCUCCGGCCCCCCGCCCCGAACAGGGUCUGGGGGGCUCGGCCCUCCGUCCCAGGGUGCAAAGAAGGGGGUCCCGUCCCCCAAGUGGCGCAGCUAGUCCCCGGCAUCUGUGAUCUUGAGAGAGACCCCACCCCUCAGUUCUCUACGGGCCGUAUUGGAGACCCCCUCUGCUCCCCAUCCUGCUCACAUCCGCUCUCCAGCCUCUGUCAGCACCCCCUCCCCGAACCAGUUCCCUCCCCAACCCCUCCCCGGGGUUCCCCCUCCCCCACACCUCCGCCGCCGCCCCCUCCCCCCUCCCACAUCCCCUUCCCUCCCCUCCCCCGCCCCCCGCCCCCACUCCCCGCCCCCCCCGACCAUGAGGAUGAUGGCCGCCGGCGCGGUGCACGGCCUCUUCACGGCCUCCGCGGCCCCGCAGCCGCCGCCGCCCCCGCCGCCGCCGCCGCCGCCGCAACCCCAGCCUCCCCAGCAGCCGUCGCCGCCGCCACAGCAGCCGCCGCCGCCGCCGCCGCAGCCGCCGCAGCAGCAGCAGCCGCCGCCCCAGGCCCCCCCCAUGGAGCCCGAGGCCCCGGAUUCCCGUAAGAGGCCCCUCGAAACGCCCCCCGAGGUGGUCUGCACCAAGCGCAGCAACACGGGAGAGGAAGGCGAAUACUUCCUGAAGGUGCUGAUCCCCAGCUACGCAGCAGGCUCCAUCAUUGGCAAGGGCGGGCAGACCAUCGUGCAGCUGCAGAAGGAGACAGGAGCCACCAUCAAGCUCUCCAAGUCCAAAGACUUCUAUCCGGGAACCACAGAGCGAGUAUGCCUGGUACAGGGCACAGCAGAGGCCUUGAAUGCUGUGCACAGUUUUAUUGCUGAGAAGGUCCGAGAAAUCCCACAAGCGAUGACCAAGCCUGAAGUGGUCAACAUCCUUCAACCCCAAACCACAAUGAACCCUGACAGAGCCAAGCAGGCCAAGCUGAUCGUCCCCAACAGCACAGCAGGCCUGAUCAUCGGCAAGGGCGGCGCAACAGUGAAAGCCGUGAUGGAACAGUCUGGAGCCUGGGUGCAGCUGUCCCAGAAGCCAGAGGGCAUCAACCUGCAGGAGCGUGUGGUGACAGUCAGCGGGGAACCCGAGCAGGUGCACAAAGCCGUGAGCGCCAUCGUGCAGAAGGUACAGGAAGACCCCCAGAGCAGCAGCUGCCUCAACAUCAGCUACGCCAACGUGGCCGGCCCCGUGGCCAACUCCAACCCCACCGGCUCGCCGUACGCCAGCCCCGCAGACGUGCUGCCUGCUGCUGCCGCCGCCUCAGCUGCCGCCGCCUCUGGCCUCUUAGGCCCUGCAGGGUUGGCAGGUGUGGGUGCCUUUCCCGCUGCCCUGCCCGCCUUCUCGGGCACCGACCUGCUGGCCAUCAGCACGGCGCUUAACACGCUGGCCAGUUAUGGCUACAACACCAACUCCCUCGGCCUGGGCCUCAACUCGGCCGCAGCCUCCGGGGUCCUGGCCGCCGUGGCCGCUGGUGCAAACCCUGCUGCGGCCGCUGCUGCCAACCUCCUGGCUUCCUACGCGGGUGAGGCAGGGGCCGGGCCUGCCGGAGGGGCCGCCCCACCUCCGCCCCCGCCCCCCGGAGCCCUGGGGUCCUUUGCAUUGGCCGCGGCUGCCAACGGCUACCUCGGGGCCGGGGCAGGUGGAGGGGCAGGCGGAGGGGGUGGCCCGCUGGUGGCCGCGGCAGCCGCGGCAGGGGCCGCUGGGGGCUUCCUGACGGCAGAAAAGUUGGCAGCUGAGAGUGCCAAGGAGCUGGUGGAGAUUGCGGUGCCUGAGAACCUGGUGGGAGCCAUCCUGGGCAAGGGGGGCAAGACGUUGGUGGAGUACCAGGAGCUGACAGGCGCCCGCAUCCAGAUCUCCAAGAAGGGCGAGUUCCUGCCAGGCACGCGGAACCGGCGGGUCACCAUCACGGGCAGCCCCGCGGCCACGCAAGCCGCUCAAUACCUCAUCAGCCAGCGGGUCACCUACGAGCAGGGAGUGAGGGCCUCAAACCCCCAGAAAGUGGGAUGAGGCCUGUGGUGUAUGCUCCCGCCCUCCUCCCUGUCCCCCCUCCCCCUCCGCCCCCCUCUCCCCCCCAGCUCCUGACCUCAGCUCGGUGUGGUCCUCCUGGGGUGGGGCUGGGGUAGGCCUGACGGCACCCGCCCCCUACUGGUAGUCAUAGGCAGGAUCGAGAGAUGGCUGGGGGUGGGCCCAGAAGCUCCCUCCCCGGCCCUGAACGGACCCCUUCUUCCCUCCUCCCUAUGCUUGACUGGGCCUGACCCUCCUCUUCCAGGCCCCGGGUCUGUGUGAUAUCUGUAUAUAUUGCAUUUUGUUGAUUUUAAUAGAAAACAAAGCGUUAUUUUCUCUUUCUUUCCCUCCUUUUUUUUUUUUUCCUUUUUCUUUUCUUUCCUUUUUUUUUUUCCUUUUGUCUUUGGUAAGGAUUUUUCCCCCUUCAUAAGUUUUUGUUUCAGUAUGGGAGGGGAGGGAGCCUCUGGGUCACCUAGAAUGAGGGGCCUCCCCAAAACAACACCUCUCCUGCUUUCAGUUCCAGAUCUGAGGCAAGUGACGGGAGUAGAGGUAGCAGAGGUGUCUGAGCCAAAAUGAGGCAUCUGGAGUGGGAACCCCGGAGUUCCCAGAUUUUCUCAGCUACUCACCCCCCACCGGAGUUGCCCCUCCUAGAUGGGACGUUUCUCUUUGUUUGUUGUCAGGUUAUAUUUGGGGCGGGGUGCUGCUGGGAAGGAGACCAGCUCUGGGAUUGCGCCAGUCCCAUGGGCAAGACUGGCAAGACUUGUGAGAGGCUGGAACAACUUCCUGUAGCAUCCCCUGUGGCUUUUCCUAGAGUAAUGGGAAUGAUGUGAUGUCACAGGAAGUAGCUCCCCAGGGGUCACUUCCUGUGAUGAUAGGAAAGACAGGUACUUCCUCCGAUGUCUCAGUGAGCCUUCCUUGAGGGUUAUUUCAGUGACAUCAUGGGGGCAGGUACUUCCUGUAGUAUCUCCGGGCUCUUUCCUGUGAUGUCACUGGGAUAAAGCAUGCACUUCCUGAAUUGGGCCGUGGUCACUGACCUACCUUCCUCCAUC